CAGAGCGAUACAACUAUCGGCAUCUAACUCGUGUGUUACUGCAAGCUGAAAGAUUGAAUGUCUCUGCAUAUAUCGAAAUCUUCAUUUACCUAAUAUCGGGUAAAUUAUGUCCAGCGACUCAAGGUCAAAUUCAGAAGACGAUAAAAGUGCUAUCCAUAUCAUUGUAGAGGAUGACACAAACAAUACAGCAUCAUCAACGGAAGCAAGCAAUUCCAUUUCUACCCCUCCCUUGGUUCUGCCAGGCCCUGGUUACCCAUGGGACAACAAGUGGACCCACGCAGCCACUAAAACACUUCUUGAACUCUAUGUGAAAAAUGAAGAAAAAUUCAAAGAUCCACACACUAAGAAAAAACAAAUAUGGGGAGAAAUCUCCGAAAUCCUGCGUUCUAAAGGUUUUACUUUCGAUGCCGAAAAAUGUGAAAGAAAAUUCCUUAACCUCAAAACUGUUUACCGAAAUAAUGUUCAGCAUAAUUGUAUGACAGGAAAUUUUGACAGGAAGUGUUCAUUCUUCGACGAAUUAGACUCUAUAUUUCAUUUGAGUACCAAAUUGAAAUCCAACAAAAAGCCUACCCCGAAGCUUCCAGAUGUUGUCGAACCGAAAAGAAUUCCACUUCGAAAUCCAGCGAACGAAACAACGCCACCUCCAAAAGUUGUCCCAGUUCCCGUGUUGUUGAUUCCAAACGGCGGGAAAGUCCAAACAGAACCGGAGAAAUCCCCAAGCCUUUCAACCCCAACUCAAACUUUAGCUCCACAACAUACUCGUAUAAACAUUAAUGCAUCAGUUACACAGUCAAACAGUCAACCAAAUCAAUCCUACACUAAUAUCGUCCAUAGAUAUCGUCAGCCCUCACCAUUACAACGAUUUCCGAAAGCCUCAAACAAUCUGAUAGAACGAAAUUUUCUGCUAGGAAAUGUAGACCGCUCCCAGACUCUUCACACUAACCCUCCCGCGGGGACCGCCGUCAUAGAUCUUUGUCAAGAAACAUCAGACAAUUUAAAACGAGGCUCCAGUGAAGUAGAGGCCCGGACAGAACCGGUGAAGAAGAGAAGAGCAAGUGAUCUACAGAGUCUUCUGGAAAGUUUUGAGAAUUAUCGUCGGGAGCAGAGAGAAAGGGAAGAACAGAGGAUGCGACAGAUGAAGGAAAUGCAUGAGGAUGAGAUGAAAGUGACUAACCGCUUUCUAGACAUCAUCCAUCAAUAUGUUCAGAAUGGAAAUAACUGAUGAAAAAUUCAUUCCUUUUUUUUUGCUGCCCUUUUUUAAAUUUCGAAAAAUGACAGUUCCCAAAAAUAUCCCCCUUUUCUUCUGUAUUGAAAUGAGUAGCAAUUUUGUUAAUGUCUCUUCAAGUAGAAAAGAUAUUAAGAAAUGGAUUCAGGGUAUAUUAUCUGUGGUUUGACUCGACAUGCUUCGAAAUAGAAGCAUUGCCCUUACGCACAUAGUAGAACACUCGACAUGCGAUUAAUAAAAUGUUUUUAAAAUUUACUGCAUUUAA
This is a messenger RNA of Saccostrea echinata, 1490 nucleotides long. RefSeq lists its product as uncharacterized. The record is from RefSeq and is a predicted model, not a curated record. The coding region runs from base 107 to 1222 and encodes 371 amino acids. NCBI's taxonomy places the organism in Eukaryota, Metazoa, Mollusca, Bivalvia, Ostreida, Ostreidae. The transcript is spliced from 3 exons.